CCUGUUCCGAGUCGACUCGGGUAAAACCCUAGUCCCGCAGUGCUCACAUAUAAAUUCGUCGCGUGUUAGAAAUAGUAAAGCUGUUCUCCAAUUGCUAUCCACUGGAGUUUUAAUAAUCGACUCUAUCACAGUACAUUUUAAUCCCUUCACUCGCAGCUGAGCCAUGUCGAAGAAGAAGACAAGAGAGCCGAAGGAAGAAAAUGUCACUCUUGGCCCUGCUAUAAAAGAAGGAGAACACGUUUUUGGGGUGGCUCACAUCUUUGCUUCUUUUAAUGACACUUUCAUCCAUGUUACCGAUUUGUCUGGAAGAGAAACUAUGGUUCGCAUUACAGGUGGAAUGAAAGUUAAAGCUGACAGGGAUGAAUCUUCACCAUAUGCUGCCAUGCUUGCUGCACAGGAUGUUACUCAGAGAUGCAAGGAACUUGGCAUUACUGCUCUUCAUAUUAAGCUUCGUGCUACAGGAGGGAACAAAACCAAGACACCUGGUCCUGGUGCUCAAUCUGCACUAAGGGCACUUGCUCGUUCUGGAAUGAGAAUUGGUCGCAUUGAGGAUGUAACACCAAUUCCGACCGACAGCACUCGUAGAAAGGGUGGUAGAAGGGGAAGAAGACUGUAAAGUGUUUGCUCAUCAAGUUCUAUACAGUUUGUUGCUGGUGUUGCACCGAUAAGCUGGUCUUUACUACUCUUUUUAGAUAUGGCGGAACAUGGUUUUUAAAGUUUGCAAUAUUUUUGUAGUUUUGCCCUAAAUUUGUUCAACCUGGAGUUUUUGUAUAAACCUAAUGAUAUGUUAGUAUGAAUUUUGUCUGAA
Messenger RNA from Mercurialis annua (annual mercury), 808 nucleotides. RefSeq names its product 40S ribosomal protein S14-3-like. Gene Ontology annotation, molecular function: structural constituent of ribosome; mRNA 5'-UTR binding; small ribosomal subunit rRNA binding. Gene Ontology annotation, cellular component: ribosome; cytosolic small ribosomal subunit. Lineage: Eukaryota; Viridiplantae; Streptophyta; Magnoliopsida; Malpighiales; Euphorbiaceae. The transcript is spliced from 6 exons. The coding region runs from base 164 to 616 and encodes 150 amino acids. The record is from RefSeq and is a predicted model, not a curated record. Gene Ontology annotation, biological process: maturation of SSU-rRNA from tricistronic rRNA transcript (SSU-rRNA, 5.8S rRNA, LSU-rRNA); translation; ribosomal small subunit assembly.